This is a messenger RNA of Eubalaena glacialis (North Atlantic right whale), 360 nucleotides long. It is a transcript of the gene PPBP, whose product is annotated as pro-platelet basic protein. NCBI's taxonomy places the organism in Eukaryota, Metazoa, Chordata, Mammalia, Artiodactyla, Balaenidae. The record is from RefSeq and is a predicted model, not a curated record. Gene Ontology annotation, biological process: chemokine-mediated signaling pathway; neutrophil chemotaxis; cellular response to lipopolysaccharide. Gene Ontology annotation, cellular component: extracellular region. The coding region runs from base 1 to 360 and encodes 119 amino acids. The transcript has 3 exons. Gene Ontology annotation, molecular function: chemokine activity; CXCR chemokine receptor binding.
AUGAGCCUCAGAGGCAGCACCACCCCCUCCUGUACCAGGGCCAUCCCACUUCCUGUCCUGCAGGUGUUGCUGCCGAUGUCACUGCUCCUGACCACGCUGGUUCCCUCCACCACUGGAGAACUUAAAAGUAUGGAUAAAAUGCUGUACGUUGAACUUCGCUGCUCAUGUGUGAAGACCACCUCUGGCAUUCAUCCCAGUAACAUCCAGAGUUUGCAAGUGACCAGGGCAGGACCCCACUGCACCAACGUCGAAGUAAUAGCAACGUUGAAGAAUGGGAAGAAAAUCUGCCUGGACCCAGAAGCUCCCAGAAUCAAGAAAAUAGUCCAGAAAAUAUUGGAAGAUGGUGGGUCAGCUGCUUAA